AUGGGUUGUUGUUCUAGUGCUGCAAAUGAAAUUCAUAUACCUGCUGAUAGAAUAUAAAAUGAAUAACAUUAAAAUAAAAAAAAUACAGAGAAAGGGAAUGAAUAACUGUAAAAAAAUAAACAAGUUGAUUAAGAUAAUGAAAUCUUAAUUUAAAAUCAAGAUUAAGCUCAAACUGAUUAAUAAAUGUCAAAAUCAUUAGCUAUUCAACAAACUUCUCCUUAGGAAAGCUAAUAAAUGUAUUGAAGUUAUAAAUUAUACUAAUAGGCCAUAAAAUCCAUAUGAGUAUAAGGAAUAGCAAACAGAAGAGUAUAUGAAGAAAUCUAAAUAAUUUGAUGAUAAUUAAAAUACAGAUUAAGAUGACUUGACUUCAAGUAAAAAUUUUUUAAUCAUUUAGUUGUGAAAAAAGAGGUCUAAUCAAUAAGAGAAUUUUUAUAAAGAAAGAGAUUACUUAAAGCAAAAGAAUAGUAAAAUUCUAGGGAAUAAAUGAAUAUUAUUGAAGAAUUCGAAAGAUUAAUUCACAAUAAAUAAUUAAAAUUAGAUUCAUUGAAUGUAAGUAAAAUUUAAAUAAAUUUAAGGAUAUUUGUUAAAAAUAUAAUAUAUCUUUGAUAGAGAUCUUAUCUUUAAUGAAUGAGUAAAAUUAUUAUUUAAUUGAAUUAAUUCUCAUUUACAUCAAUGAUUAUGAAAUAAUUCAACAUGUUUUACUUAAUAAUAUUCUACCUGAAGGAUAGAUAUUAUAAGUUACUGCUAUUAGAUUGAUUAAUAAAAUGAAGCCAUUUUACAGUAGUCAGGAAUAAAUUGAAUAAACUAUAAAUUUCAUCUAAUCAAUAUUUGAUUCAGAUGAGAUUAUUCGUAUUUUAAAUCAAUUGGAAUUUAGUAACAUAGAUUCAUAUAUAAAUAUGAAAGAUUAAGAUUAAUUAAGACUAUUUGGAUUGAUUAGUAAACUAUUUUUAAAAAGUGCUAACCAUGCAAAUUUAAAUUUUAUUCAAUAAUAUAAAGAGGCUAAAAAGAAUUACAAUUUUUAAAAUUUGAUAGUUCCAAAAUCUAUACCUUUAGGAUAAAGUAAUAUUAGAAUUGCUGAUAAAGCUUAAUUAGAAUAUUUAUAAUUCAAUAUUUUCCAUUAGAUUGCUAUAUAAAAAAAAUGGGAUUUAUUUUUAUAAUAUUCAAAUGACUAUUAUUUGAUGCCAAAUAUUUCGUAAACCACUCCUAUGAUGAUUUUAUUUUAAGAGGCUCCAUUUACUGUUAUAAAUGACUAUAACAUAAAAUAUCCAGAUUCUGUUGAAAAAUCAUUAAAUUUCUUUACUAAGAGAGGUAAGAAUUUAAUACAUUGUUUAUGUUUAAAUAAAACUCAAAGGUCUAUUGAUGAUAGUAAAUUAAUUAUUGAUAAAUUAAAUGAAUAUUAAGAAUUGUUAAAACAUUUAUUAGUUUAACCCUACAAUGAACAAAUUCCUUUAGUUACAUAUUUAGAUUGUUAAAAAGAUCCUUAAGAUAUUUUUAUUUAAUUUUUAAGUUAACAUUUAUAAAAAGAAUUUGAUUUUUUUUAAAUUUAUUUAGAAGUCUUAUAAUUUGCAUUUAAAAAAAAUCGAUAAGGCAAUCAUAGAAUAAAUCCAAAUACAGAUUAUUUUUAUUCAAUUUAAAAUGGAAAUACUCCAAAAAGAUUGAGGAUUUAAAAUUAUGAAGAAUAGAAUUAUAAAAAAUUUGAUAUAAUAUAUUAUCAAUAUAUCUAAGUAGCUAAAUAGUUAAUAAAACAUAAAUUUAAAAUAAAUUUGAAUUGGAUUAAUAAUUUUGAUAUUCAUUCAACUCACUAUCCAUAUGAAUACAGUGGAGUAGUAAGACCAUUGUUGAUUUUAUUAAUAUAAAAUGAUUAAUUUGAUUUAGUAAAGCAACAAGUAGAAUUAAUAAAAGCAAGUUAUUAGUAAUAGAUUGAGAUUAAUAAUGAAAUCCAUAUUUAAUCUCAAUUUAUAUCUAAGUUAAUUUAAAUAAUUAAAUUUUCAUCAGAUAGAUCAUAAUUAAUUCCUAUAAUAAAAGAUAUCUAAGAAGCAAUAUAAUCUAAUCCUUAAAUACUGAAGAUUCCUUUACAUGGAUAUUUUGAUGCAAGAUCUAAAUAGAAUUUAUAUUGUUUUGAUUGUAUUUAUACUCAACUUAUAGAUUUGAAUGAUAGAUCUUUUGAUUAAUGUUAUUAAAUACAAGGUUAACAAUUAUAAUAGAAUGAAGUAGUUUGUUUAUAAAUAAUUCGAAAACUCUUUUUAAAUCACAAAUUGUUACAAGUUGAUGAUUAAUUUAUUAAUGAAAUUUAUAACAAUAUUACAUUUGUUGCUAAUUUUGAGUAAGACAGUAAUUCUGAAAAUGAAGUAGAAGAAAAAAAAGGAAGAAUCAUUUGGAAAAAAUCUAAUCUACCAUCAAAGUAUGUAGAUGAUGAUGAUGGUAUAACUUAUUAUAGAAUCAAUCAUUUUAAAGAUUCAAAAUAUAUUGUUUUAGUUUUAAAGACAAUUAAUGAUAAUGAAGGACCUACAUAUAAUUUUAAGGAAUUUAUUUAAUUCUUAAAAAUUAAGGAAUAUGAAUAUACUGUUAGAUAAGAAAAUUUGUUUGAUACAAUUUGUAAUUUAAAUUUAAAUUAAGAUGAUCAAAUAUAAACAUUAAUUACACUUAACUUUGAUGAUAACUUUAGAAAAUUCCCAUAAGGUUUACAUCUUUUAGAUGAUUAUUUUGAUAUUAGUGUUAAUUCUUAAUUUUGGAGUACUUCAUUAUUUAUUUAUGCAAAUUAAAUAAAAUUUGACUAUAAUUUUAUUCUUUAGGAUGAAGGAACAAUUAGAUUUACAAUAUUUAAAAUUUAAUAAGAUUAAUUAGAAAAUUGUUAUAAUUGGGAGUUAGCUGGUAUGAUUUUAAAUUUGAUUGUAUAUCCUUAAGAAUUUCCAGUUGCAAGGAAUUAUAAAGAAAAGGCAGUAUUAUAUACAAUAUAAAAAAGAAAGCCAUUUCUUGCAUCAUUGAUAACAUUUUAAGAAUGUUAUAAAGAUUUAACUAAACAAUAUCCUCAAGAUAAAAUCAGUGUAUAUAUACUUGAAAAACUAUCAUUAAAAGAUAUUAUAGAGAAUGAAUCAUAUCAAAGUUUGAAUCAUCUCUUAAAUAUCACUAAUACUAGUAGAAAUGUAUUAGCAUAUCUUUUAGCUAAAGAAUACUUCCCUUAAAAUUAUUCGAAUACUCCAAAUAAAGAAGAAGUUAAAAAAUUUAAUGAUGCUUUACAAAUAUUAUUUUAAAAUUUAUAUUACAAUUAAGAAACUCCAAAAGGAUAUUUAAAUUCAUUCGAAAAAUGCUAUUUAUAUUCAUUAAUUAAUCUUUAAUCCUAUCAAAUUCUUGAAAAGAAUUUUGAAGAUUUGAAUAUAAUGUAAGUAAAAGAUAUUUUAAAUGCAUGUAAAGAUAAAGAAGUUAAAAUUGAAUUAUUAAAUGAUUUACCAGAUUAAAUAAUUAUUGAAUCUUUAAGAAAUUCAUUAACUAAUGUAUGUAUUUAAGAUUAACAAAUGAUUGUUCCAGUUUUUAAAAAAUUGUAAUCUCUAAAUCUUGAAAACAGAAAACUUUUUUUUGUUAAAGCAAUUUUACUAUAAUUUUUCAAUUUAAAUCCAACUUAAGCAAUUGAUUGUUUAUUUGAAAUUCUUGAAAUAGAGCAACCAGAUUAUCAAUUAAAAUUUAUUUUGCAUUUAUAUUCACAUGCAUAUCGAAAUAAAGAUUAGAAAUCACUUAAUCGUUUAUUAGGAUAUUUGGAUAUGUAUUUAGAUCCUGAAAAAAAAAAAAAGAAAAUUUAUAUUAUGUUAGGAAAUUAAUUUUCUAUUGAUCAUGAAUAUAUCAAUUACUUUUAAGCUUUAAAGUAUCCUCCUUGUUUAGUAUUAAGUACAAAGUAAUAUAAAACUUAUUUGGAAUAAAAUAAAUUUGAUAAAAUGAAAUUAAGAAAUGAUUAUCUAUUAUGUGUAAGAGAAGGAUUAUAUGAAAAAAUUGAAAUUUUAAAUAAAAUAAUUGGUUCAUUUGAUUAAAUCAAGGAAUAAGAUACUUUUUGUCAAUUUAUUGCUUUAUUUUUAAUUGAAGCAAAAAUAUAACCUUUUAAUUAAUCUUUAAUGGAUAAUUAAGUUGAUUUUCUUGAUGAAUAUUUUAAUUAUUUGAAAUAAAUGAAAAGGUAUUAAUUUUUUAAUUAGAAUCAUCAAUAUACUUUAGAAAGGAAAUAAUUAAAAUAAAAAAAUUCAAUAUUAGAGAUUAGAUAGAAAGCCUAAGAAUUAUAUGAUAAUUCAAAGAAAGUUAUUAAUCAUUCAAUAAAAAAACUUGAAUACAUCAAUAAAUCAGAGUUUUAAUUAAUUUUUAAAUAAAAUUAAGCAUAUUCAAAAUAGAAUCAAAAUUAUUCUUGUUUAUUUUAGUCUAGUUAUAAUUGUUAAUCUUAAAAUUAUGAAAAAUGUUUUGAGAUUGUUUAAAAAUGGGCAAAUUAAAAAACAUUAUGUUAAGUUUCUCCAUUUUAUGAAAGAAUUUAUGUUCUUCGAUAUCCUAACAAAUAAGUAAUUCAAUAAAAAGAACAAUUAAUAGAAAUGUUAAUCAAACAUUUUUUAAUUAAAUAAACUGGACCUAGUUUUUUAAAAUAUAAAUCAAAAGAAUAUAUUUUAUUAUUAAAAGCGAAUUGUUCAAAUUAACUUAAUAAAUAUAUGAAAGAUAAUUUUAGAAAUAUUCGUCCUUAAAUGAUGGAAUUAUUUGUUUAAGAAAUGAUUUGUGAAGAUAAAAAAUAUGAUCCAAGUAAUGAUGAUUUGGAUUAUAUUAUUAUGAAGAUGAAAUAUUAAAAUAUAAAGUUAGUACCGAUUCUAAAAAAGAAAUAUAAAGGAUUAUAAACUAUAAAAUUUAAUUCUGCAACAUUAUUUUAUGCAAAAAAUGAAGUAAAUCUUUUACCAUAAACUGAAUAUGAUAUAUCAUGUAAAAAAUUUGAGAAGAGAAUGCAAUUUUUUGCUAGAUUUAUUAGUGGAGUUGGAGCAAACUUAAAAAAAUUAACACCAGUUUAAGUUUAUUUGAUUUUUGGUAAACACAAUCAUAUUUUACAGAAACCUCAAUUUAGUUAUGAAAAUUUAAUACUUGCUCUUAUUAGUGGUAAUAUGGAUACUAUUAUUUAUAUAAUAUAACUUAAUCAGUAACCAAAUAAACUUGUCUUUGAAUAGAAUAUUUUUUAAUUAAUUAUUUAAGGAAAUUAUAAUGACAACCUUAUUUUAAAGUUUUUCAAUAAAUAUAUUAAAGAUUAAGUUAAAUAAACCAAUAGAAUUUUUGUACUUGAUAAUUAACCAAUUUUGUAUUAUUUAAUGUUAAUGAAAAAAUAAAAAUUAUUUGAAGAUAUUUAUUUACCUUUUAUGAUUUAAAUACAUGGGGAAUAAAAAGCUAUGUAAUUAUUAAAGGAAGAAUUAUUAUCUAGUUAAUGGAGCAAUAAUAAGUAGGAUUUAUUAGGAUUGGCAUUAAUGAGAAAAAACUAUUUUAUUUUAAAUUAUUGUUAAGAUAUCAUAAAAAAAGAACAUCUUAAAUUUAUUUAACAUUAUGAUAUAAGUUUCUUUUAAUCAAUAAAAAUUUAAUAAAACAAUACUCCAUAUUCUAAAUUUAUUGAAUUAUACUAAAAAUAUCUGCCUUUAUGUUGUUAAUAAUUAAAAUUUAAAUAAUUUAAUAAAUAGAUUGUAUAAGAUUCAAAUGGAGUUUAUAGAAUUAAAGAUGAAAAAUAAAUUGAUGUAAGAGAAUUAUAAUUAGUAUAACUUAUAUAAUAUGAGUAAGCUUGCAUAAAUUAUAUUUUUAAUUUAGAUGAAGAUUAUUAUUUUCACAACAAAUCUUUGACAAUUUAGAUGGCUUUAUACAAAUGGAGCAUGUUAGAAAAAUACUAAUUUGAUCCUAUUCUUUUAUAAUAAAUUUUAUAAGAUUAUAAAUAACCAAAUGGAUCUUAUAAUUUAAAUUAAGAAGAAUAUCAUAUGAUUCUUGAAUAAUGCUAAUAAUAUAGAAUAUAUUAACAUCCAAUUUAUGAUGAAAUUGCUGUUAUAGAUCCUAAAUUAUUCAUUGAAAUUACAAAUCCAAUGAUUUUAACAAUUUCAUCAGUAAUUGUAGUUAAUUAAGCUUUAUAUUAAACUCCUGAAUUAAAUAAUUACGUAUAACACCAUUAUAACAAAUAUAUAGAAAGAAGUAAGUUAGAAGAAUUAAAAAAGAAAAAAUCUAUAAAAAAAGAAAAAAGUGUUAUUUUAAAUGAAAAUGAUAAAUAAAAUGAAAAUUAACAUUAACAUUAAGAUGAAAAUGAAGAUGAACAUUAAGGUGAACAUUAAGAUGAAAAUGUAUAAUAAAAUGAAAAUGAACAAUAAGAUGAUAAUCAAGAAUAAGAUGAAAAUGAUAUUUAAGAUGAUUAGAUAAAUUAAGAAUAUGAUUAAUAAAAUAAUGAUAUGUAAUACAAUAUUGUUUAUGCUUUUUACUUAUUACUUUGUAUUUAAUAAGAUUAGUAUAAAGAAUGGUUAACAAAGUAGUUAUAAUUGAAGAUUGUAGUAGAAAUAUACUAAUGUCUUUAAAAGAAGUAAUGGAAAAUAAAAUAAAAUAAACCAUUUGUAACAGAAAAUAGUAAGAAUUUCUUAUUAUCAUUAUUAAAUCGAGAUUAUAAAUUUAAAGAUUAUUCUUAUUUUUUAUAAAUUUUAGAGGAGGAGAAUUAUAAAGAGUUAGCUAUUUUAAGAGGAAUAAUGUAUAUUUAAUAAAUAAAUGAAAUAAUUUAAGGUUUUAUUGAUAGAUUGAGUGAAGAAAUAUUAACGAUCAAUAAUUUUAAUAAAAAUGUAAUACUUGUAUUUGGAAAAGAAUAAAUAACUUAUGAAGAUGGUGCUUUUACAAUUCCACUUUAAUAUGGAGAUAAAUCAUUUUAUUUAUUGGAAGAAAAUAUUGCUUAGGCUAUUCCUUAAUUAAAAAUAGCAAAUUAUCAAAUGAAUAUUGAAGUAGAAUUGAUAUAAUAUCAAGAAAUCUAAGAGAAUUGGAAAAAUUUUGAUUUCAGUUCAAUUACAACAGUAGAUUUUCGUGAAAUUAUUAUAAAUUCUAAAGAAAGUGUGUUUGAGAAAUGUUUAUUUUUUAAAAAUUUAAUGGAAAAAUAAUUUGAUAAAGUUGGUAUUUAUUAAAUAGAUGAUGUAUUUGCCCCUCAUUAACAUGAGUAAAUUAGAUAAACUGAAUUACAAUCAUAUCAAUCUCAAAUGUAACCUCCAUCUUUAAUUCAUUAAAGUUAAAGUUAAAUGGGUUUAUCUUAAGGGAAUUAAAUUUAAAGAUAAUAAUCUACAAUAAAUUAAUAAUAAAUUAUGAAGGAAGAUUUUCAAUUUAUGUUUGAACUUUUACCUGAUAAUACCUAUUAGGUUAGAUAAUAAAAAAAAUAGAAAAAUUAAAAAGAAUUAAUUUUUGCUGAGUUUUAUCAUUUCAUUUAACCAUAAGUAGUUAUUAAUUUAAUAAAAUUAUCUGAAGAAGAAUUUGUUGCUAAUUAUAAUGGAACUGCUGUAAUCUCAAUGAUAAUCUAAGAUUUUUAUAGAUAUAAUGAAUAUCUUAGUAAUUUAAUAGAAUAGAAAUAAUCAUAAGAUUGGAGAUUAGAAUUUCCAUUUUAUAUCAAGAACUAACAUUUUGUAUUUUAAGAUUAAUUAUUUUCUACAUAUAAUAUUUAAAUGAUUUUUACUAAAUUGGUUGCAUUUAUAGAAAAAGUCAAAUAAUUAUUAGGUAGAAGUGAAGAUUAAAGUAAAUUGGUUUGGAGAAUAAAUACAAUCUCAUUUCUUGAAGUUAUUGUGAGUAGAUUGGUUGAACUCUAAUAAGCAACUCAUAAAAUAAUAAAUAUUUAUUCUAUAAUUGAAUAAGUAUUUAGUUGGGAUACAUUGAUUAUGAUUUUACACUAAUUGCUUUAUAAUAAUUUGAUAAAAGCAUAACAAGUAUUAAAAGUUAUUAGAGGAGUUUAUAUUGAAUUUAAUGAAUAGUAAGGAAUUUAAUUUGUUUUAAGUAAUUAAAAAAAAGGAUUGGAUAAAAUUUUUUAAUUUGGAAAUACAACUUACCUUCUUUACAAUCACAUUUUAAUUAUUAGAUUGAAUAUUGGAAUAUGUAAUUAAAAAGAUUAAAAUGUUUAAUAAGAUUAGUAGAUAGUUUAAUAAAGUAGUAGAAGUGUUUUUAAACCAGAUCCAAUGAUUUAAGAAUAUUUUCACAGUAUCAUAAAUGAAUAUGAUUUUUACAAUUAAAUCUUCAACGCAGAAUAACUAGUUUAAUAUUUAUUCAAUAAAUUAGAUAUAGAUAGACAUUUACUUAAUUAUUCAAAUUAAUUAAGUAAAGUUUUAAAUAAAACAAUAACUUUAUCUGUUGAUCAUUAAUCUUUAGCUUCAAUUUUUUCAAAUGAAAUUUAUAAGAUUAGUUAAAAUAAAAAUAGUAAAAAUAGAUUAAAAGAAAUGGAAUAAAUUUGGUACAUUUUAUUAAAAUUAAAUAAAUAUUUUAAAGAAGAAUUAUACAACUAUUUAUAAAAAUAAUUGAAAGCUGAGAGAUUUGAUGAUAUGUUCAAUAUUAGAUUAUCAUGUUUAUUAUCUUCUUUAAGAUAAAAUCAACCAUUAAUGAACAUUAUUAUAUCAAAUACAAGAUAAUUAUAAUUAAAAUAAAAAUCAAAAAUUUUAUAGAGAUUAGGUUAUGUGACUUAAAAAAGUGAUAUAAAAUUAUCAUAUCAUUUUGGAUUUUAAAUUUCUAAGAAUUAUUAUGUAAAUAAUAGUAAAUUAGGAGAUGUUUGUAUGGUAGUUUAUUGUGAAAAUUAGAAAAAUAAUUUAGUAGCUUGUUAAUUAGUUUAUAAUUCUAAACCAGGACAUUUUUUAUUUUCUUAAUUAGAUUAUAUGAAUUAAGAACUCUUAACUCAAGAAAGGAUAACUAGAAAUUAAGCUCAUUAUUCUGGAUAUACUAGUUCUAAUAUUGAACUUCUUUAUGUGUAAAUUGAAGAUUUAAUGUCAAUAGUAUUAUUUUAACAAAUAUGGCCUUCUGAUCCUCUAUUUAAUUAAUCAAUUUUAAAUGUAUUUUUUACAGAUUAAGAUGGCAAUAUUUCAAUUUGUAAUGAAUCAAAAUUUGUUACUCUAAUGAGUUAAAUUUAAUGUGAAUAAGAUGAAUUCAAUAAAUAAGAGAUGCUUGAUAAUCUUUUUGGAAAUGGUCUUGUCUCUUCAUAUAGUGAUUUAAGUCUAACAUAAUUGACACCAAUUUUUCCAGAUUAAAUAAAUUUUGAUUUUGCUGCUAUUCAUUAAUUAAAAAAACAACAAUCAUUAGUUUAAGGAUAAAAUGUUUUUGUUAGAAUUAAUGGAGAUAAAUUUAAACUUGAUUAAAUUGAAAUUGCAUCUGUAAGUAUGGCUUGUCAUUUUGAAACUAAUGUUAUAGCUUAAUAAUUAUAAAAAAAUUUUAUUAAAUUUCUUAAUGAACAUACAGAAUUAGCUAAUAUUUUUCUACAUUUUGAUGAUUAAAUGAAUUAAAAUCCAGAAUAUUAUGUAGAUUGUAUUUUAGUUGGUGGAACAAUAUUUGAAGCCUUUUAAUAUGGUUAUUAAUCAUUUAAAGAUGGAUAUUCUUAUCCAAGUUUAAAUAAUUCAUUAUAAUAUUUAUUUGAAAUUUAAUCUAUUUAAAUUAUGAAAAUUAAUUUCAUUAAGACAUUUUUCGAAAAAGUUGAAUUUAUUUUUGAGAAAAGCUUUUAAAGUCAAAAAUAAUUAAUUUAAUAUGAAAAUGGAACAUUUAAAUGUUAUACUUUAAUUGAUGAUAAUGAUAAUGUAUAAGUCCCAGAUUCAGGUCAAAUUGCUUAAUUUUUAUUUAAUUUAAUUUUGAAUUUUUAAGAAAAUAAGAAAGACUCUUAUUUUGAUGAUUAAAAUUUGCAUAUAGAAAAAGUAGGAGAUAUUUAAAUAGAAAGUAUUAAAACUGUUGUUGAUAUAAUUUUAUUACUCAAAUAUCUAUUUAAAUUAUUAAAAUUAAUUGAUGAGAAUAUUAAAUUAAAUGUUUCAAUUUUAGCAUAGAAAGAAAUCAAAACAUAAUUUAAAAAUACAAUUUAUUAAUUUAUAGAUGAUGGAUCUCAUCUUAUAAUAAAUUAUGAAACAUUUAGUGAUUUUAAUAUAAGUGAUUUCUUCUUAGAUUAUCUUAACAAUAAGCAAUUUUACAUAAAUAAUAGAUAUAAUGAUAAAAUCAAAUACGAAGGACCAGAAUUAAUAGUAGAUAAAUUGGAACUUAAUCCAAGAAAACUCUUAAGUGGAAUUGAUGAAAAUUCUCAAGUUGAAUUAUUAAUCUUUAAUUUAGAGAAAGGGAGAUUGUAAGAUUUAAAUAUUCUUGAUCCUAAUUAAAUUGAUUAAGCUUAUUUUAUUUUUAAAGUAGAUGGAAUCCAUUAAAAAUUUUAAUCUGUUAAGUGUUACACAUAUAAACCAUUGACAGGAUAUUUUAAAUAAACUACUUAUGAAUAAACAAUUUGCAAUCCUUUAUAUUUAUUGAUAUUAGAUUUGGAAUCUAAUAAAUAAUUGGAAUAACAAUUAAAUAAGAUAGAGAUUUUACAAUCUAAAGAAAAAAACACAAAUUUAAUGAAUUUAAUAAAAAAAGAAAAAAAAAAAUAAUAGAUAUAAGUUUCCUAUAGAUUCAUAGCUAAUAAAACAUUAUUAGUUGAAUUUAUUAGUGAUAAAAUACUCAAUAUGAAAUUAAAUGUAUCUCAAUAAUAUAGAUUAUCAAUGAUCUAAAAUUAAAUAUAAAAUUAAAUAUCAUUUGAAUAUACUACUUAAAAUAAAUAAGAUUUGAGUAAGACUACACAUGUAAAAGUAAUUAUAUAAGGUAAAGAGAAAAUAGUUGAAGUUGAAUAAGAAGAAUAAGUAGCAUUUGGAAUAGGAGAUGCAAAAAUGAUGAAAAUUUUAUUAAAGAAAUCAAAUUAAAAAAUGGAUGAAGUUUUAUUUCAUAAAUAAUGUGAACCAUUAACUCAUUCAAAGGAUUUAUAAUUAAGCAAUACUAUUAAUAUGUUAAGUAAACAAGAAAUUGCAGCAGCAUCUAGAGCUGGAUAAGAAAGAAUUGAUUAUAUAGAAUUUAAGGAUAAUUUGGGUAAUAGAAUCAAUAAUUUCUAAUAUACUACUUUAGUAUUUGUUCAUUCAUUAUUUUAAUAAAUACAAUAUACUCCAAAAUAAGAAAAAAAAGGUUCUGGAUUGAAUGUAAUUUGGACUCCAAUUUUUAAAGGAGUCUAUAAAUUAUAUAUAGAUGAUGUUAAAAUUAAAGGUAGAUUUGUUAUAUUAGCUAAUACACCUGAUCUAUAAGAAAGUGAAAUUGAGAUUCCUCAAGAAUUAUAGACAGUACCAUUUUAUGAAGAUAUUCCAUUUACAUUUUAAUUAAGAGAUAUAUAUUCUAAUAUUUAUGGUGAUAUUGAGAAUGACAUUUAUUUAGAUUGUAAAUGUGAAAUUAAUUGUACUGAAGGAAUUACAUUAUAAGUUAACUUUCAAAAUUUAACAAAAAGUGGAUCUAUGAAUGCCAAAGCUCAUUUUGCACCUGAAAGUGUUGAAGCAUAUGCAAAAUAAACAGAAAUUAUGAUUUUUAUUAACAAAGAAAUUAAAAAAAGUAAAAUCUUUUUAUUUUAUUUUUAUAGUCUAACCAAUUAUAAUUUCAGGUGUAUGUUUGGAAAAAAGAAGAAAAAAAUUUGAAGCUGAGUUAGAAAAAAGUUUUAAAAGAACUGAAUAUUCUUUAGUUAUUAGAAGAUUAAAUUUCUUAAAAGAUUUAUUAGAUUUAGCAGAUAAAAAAAUGAAUUAUAAUUUCAAUAUUAAAUUUUAAGAUGAACCUGGAAUUGAUGCUGGAGGUCUUAAAAGAGAAUUUUAUGAUAUGAUAGGUAAUACAUUAAAAGAUGAUACAUAUAAAUUUUUUUAACCCGUUCAAGGUAAUCUUAGUAAAUAUUUUCUACAUAGUAAUUUUAACAAAAUAAAAAAUAAAAAAGAAUAUGCUUUAUUAUUUGGAAAGGUAUUUUCUUAUUAAUAUUUAUUUAGUUAAUUGCUAAUUCAAUAGCAAAUGGUUAUUUAAUUGGAAUUGAUAUUAUUAGUCCUUUUUGGAAGGUUGUUUAUGAUGAAAAAAUUGUUUUUGAAGAUCUUAUUUUAAUUUGGGAUAAAUAAACAUAUUCUAACUAUGCUAAUCUUAGAAAUAUGAGUUCUGAAUCAUUUGAAGCACUCUAUUUAGAUUUUACUUAUUAAUUAGGAAAUUCUACCAUUGAAUUAAUUCCUAAUGGAUCUACUAUGGCAGUUACUUCAAAUAAUGUAAAUUAAUAUUUAGAUAAAACUGCUGAAUACAUUAUUUUCAAAUAAUUCUCAGACAUUUAUAAAUCAUUUAUUCAAGGAUUUACAACUGUUGUUGAUUUAAAGGUAAUAAUUAUUUUUAUUUAAUUUAAGAUUUUCUAAAAAUGGUUAAAACCUUCUGAAAUAUCUUUAUUAACAUAAGGAUUACUUGAAAUUAAACCAGAUGUUGUGUUGUAAAAGAUUUAAUAUUCAGGAGGAAAGGCUAAUCAUAAAUCUUACUUUGAAACUUAUGUAAAUUAAGCAGAUUCUUAAACUUUAAAGAACAUGUUAAAAUUUAUUACUGGUAUAUGAUUAAAUUAACUUUAAGGUUCAUCUGCUAUUCCAUUUGAUUAAAGUUCAUAUAUAAUAUCAGUAGAAUUCAAAAAUAAUUUGGAUAUUCGAAAAUUACCUUUAGCACAUACUUGCUUUAAAUCAAUUGAAGUUCCUUUAUAUGCUAAUUAUGGACAAAUGAAAUAGAAAUUAGAUAUAGCCUUUUCAAUCGGUUUGGAAGGAUAUGGAUUUGGUUGAGAUUAUUAUUAAUUGUGUC
Paramecium sonneborni is the source of this 12810-nucleotide messenger RNA. NCBI's taxonomy places the organism in Eukaryota, Ciliophora, Oligohymenophorea, Peniculida, Parameciidae. The record is from the annotation of a GenBank genome assembly.